Diorhabda sublineata is the source of this 3682-nucleotide messenger RNA. RefSeq lists its product as uncharacterized. Bases 204 to 710 code for a protein of 168 amino acids. The record is from RefSeq and is a predicted model, not a curated record. Lineage: Eukaryota; Metazoa; Arthropoda; Insecta; Coleoptera; Chrysomelidae. The transcript has 3 exons.
GAGUUUCAUGUCAUUCAUAGAUUAGUGAAUGUGAAAUGUGUUGACCCUAUGGGUUUUGACUACAAACUGGAGGGAGUUACAAAGGUGCCAUGGGUUUGCGAAAAUUAAAAAAAUUAAUUUUCAACUCCUUUAAAUUUGAAUCUGCUACUAGUCACUUUUAAUGCCUCUAAAUCUAUAGGUAGAUUAUAUUUUUUAUCGGCAGUAUGAAACCGCAACUAAAAUUUGUAUUGUUUAUUUUAAUAACAUUUAAGGGAAAAUAUGUGAAUGGACUUCGUUGUUAUGUGUGUUCUGAUGAAGAUGAGGGUGAGUUGCCGUGUAUAAAUUUUGAUUCAGAAAAGCAAAAAUUUAUUCAACAAUGUAGCAGUAUUCAUCAUACUUGUUACCUAAAGAUUGAAGGUGAUAGAAGGACAAGAUCGUGCGAAACAUAUAAAAUUAAUGACUGCAAAGAAGCUAAUGGGGUAGAAUACUGUUUCUGUCCCACCGAUCUUUGUAACGAAAAAAGUCAAAAGUUUCCAGAUAUUACAGAUGACGAAGAUUUAAUUGAAGGCAGUGGAACGAAAAUGGUAUUUGACGUUUCAAAAGAACAGGAAAUUGAAAUAAAACCCAAACAGAAUGCUACAAUUAUCACUUAUGUACAUUCUAAGGGGUUUGAAGUCGAAGCUAGUCAAUAUUUUGCCUUUUUCAUCGCUAUAUUAAUUAUUUUAUAUUGAAACAGGCAAAAUUAAAAAUGGUUACCACGAACGGAUACUUAUACUUUUUUCAUUCCCAACUUUUAAUAUUUAAAAAAUAUGUACCGCAAAUUUAUAUGUGGCUUCCUUUCCAAGUAGUACCAGAUUUCCUAUGGAUAUUAAUUAAGCGUUAAGCUAUGAAUAUCUAUAAUUGAUUGAACAAACUUGUAAUUACUAAUGAAUCUAUCAGUAUUACAAAAAUUGUGCAUUUAAAAAUUGUUGAUAUUUUUAUAUAUUGUUUUAUUGCUGUGUAAAAGUCACUAUUUUUUAGAUUUCAUAUAAUAUAAUAUGUACUUCGUGCUCAGCAGCCUAAUGUUUAAUCGUGUAUAUUGAUAGACUUUCCAAGACAAUUUUUUGUAUUUUAUAACACUAUUGAUAAUUAUUGUACAUUGUUUUUAUAGUGAACCAAAAUCAUGGAAAGACUUGUAAUUAUGUGACUGAUUUUUAUAUUGUAUAAUUUGUUAUUACGUAUUAUACGGGUUUUCGAAAUGAUUGGCAGGGCUUUUACGCGUUAAAAGAUUUAUUACAUUUAUGAAUAUGCAUUAGACGAAAGAGCAACUCAAACAGUUUUCCAUAUCACAAGUAUUCAAUGUGAACACAUCACAUAGUCACGUAAAAACGAUAAGUAAAUUAGCCAGAGUCUCUCGAGUAAUUUUUGCAACAGCUACCUCAAUCCUGUCUUUUAACUCAGGAAAGUCAGCUGGUAGUCGAGACAUAUACACACGAUCCUUUAGGGUCCCAAACGUAAUAACCACAAGGCGCCAGAUAGGGUGACCUUGGGGGCCAUGGAAAACUAACCCUAUUAUUAGGUCCAUGCAGCGAUCGGGUAAUUGCGUACUUGUUUAUGUUUGGAAAAUAAGAACAAGAAAAUUUUAUUAACAAGAUAGUGCACACUCUAUAUUGUUAAUAAAGUUUUCUUGUUCUUAUUUUUCCAACUAAGAUAAUAACCUAGUUGUGGAGUAUCAAGAUAAAAAGUAUUGGUUACAGUUGCUUCACCAAAGAAUAUACCACAUAAUUUUAUCGCCGGCAUAUUAUGGAUGUUUACAUGUCCACUAAGGUCAAAGUUAGAUUCUUCACUGAAGAUGACAUUGUUGAAGAAAUUUUUAUCGUCAUGUAGUGAUAUUUCGUUAGAGAACCAUAGUCUGAUGUAACAGUUGUUACAGGAAUUGUUAAUUCACGACUAGCCUUUCGUAUGGAUUUCUUUGGGUUACGCGUGAAGGACUCUUUAGAAAUGCCAUCGAAUAUAAUACGGAAUACACCAUGUACUCCAAUUUCCGUUUUUGUAAACUUCAAAACAUGAAAAGCUCUCUUUUGUCGUCAUAUUUGCUACAAGCGCUUCUUAGCGGAUGCCAACGGAAACAAUGCGCGCACAUGCUUAUUGGUGCCAACAAACCUGAGUGGCUCUUUCGUUUAAUGAUCAUUUAUAACUGAAGUUCCAUGUUAUUGAUAUUAUAAAGCGUAAAAACCUGGCUAUUCAUUUUGCAAUAUAAGUACGGUAUAAAAAAUAUAUGUACAGUGCUCAUAUGAGACUCAAACGCUCGAUUCUUAUUGUUGAAUUAAAAGACCGAAUAGUGUGGUGCUAGAUUUUCCAAAUGGUUGAAAUCUAACAAAUUAUUCAAAAGAUUUAACUGCCCCGCAACGCCUUGAAAUACCAUAAAUCAUUUUCAAACAAUAUCAGUAUAACCUGUGUAGGUUAUACCAGGUAUAAUUUUUAAUAGAACAUUUCUUUCUUCUAAGAAUUUGUUCUGUUUCUAUUUCUACUUUACGGGCUUAGACUAAAGAUUUCUACUAUAAAAAGAAGUAGACGUUUAGAAUUAUGAUAGUAUCUGAUGAAUUUAUUUUUUAUCUACGGUGUAUUCAAGUAUAGAAUUUAUCCUGAUUAAUCAAAUGAGUCCUGUGAAUGGAUGAUGUUUAGUAUUUUAUAUUGAAAUUUAAUUCAAAUUCAUAAAUAUAACAUUGAAUAUAUAAAAAUAACAGAUAUACCGAAACAGAUCUAUAAGUUAUGCAUCCUUCCCUUUUAUUGCGUAAGAUAUAUUCACUCUCACGAUUUUUUAAGGAGAGUUAAUUUAAUUCAAUGUUAUUUACAAUUUUAUUUAGUUAAGUUGCAUCAUGAAAAUGUCUGGUUUGCAAAUGCAUACUGAUAUAUGGCUGAUGGCUGAUAUGGCUGAUAAUAUAAAAUCUUCCCAUUCUUCGAAAACUUUUUCCAGUAUAUAAAAUUAGAAUAUAUUAAAACAAGGGGUACUGUUUCAAUGAAUAUUUUUGGAUACCCUAAGAAUCCUAAAUAGGAAGGAGUUCAGUGGAAAAUCAUCCAUGUGGGCGUUUCAUUCUCUUCUCUAUGGCACCUUAAAUUAUUAUUUUUUGUUUCUGUAAAAUAGCUUUCUUAACUUACAGAAGCAAUUACAACUUGCCUGCACCGAUAUGAAGAUGAGUAUUUAUUGGAUAUUUACCAGUAUGCGAGAAAGACAUUUCAAUUUCUUAUGAAAUGUUUAAAAUUUCACUUUUGAUCUAAAUGGUAAUAAAAUCGUUUUCAUCACUAUCAACAGGUUGUGUUGUAGAUGUUUCCAAGGAGAGAAAUAUAAUGAAGUUAAAUAUUGUAUUCUCGAAUGUCAUUCUUCUACCUGGGAAAUUAUCGCUUUACCACUGUCGGAAGGAAAAAAAUAAUGUGGGGAAGCAUUGUCUUGUUGAAAAUGUAAAAAUUACCAUUUACAUAAAUUUGAGUUUCUGGCUAGUGAUGUAAACCUCCUCAUAAUAUCAAGAUAAAUAUUGCUAGUAGAGCUUUCUUCAAGAAAUAGGACCAAGAGAAUAUCAGUCUAAACUUUUUGCUAUUGAUUAUCCAUCAGUGAAACAUAUUCAACAGAAGAAUUCGCAUUAAUUAACGUAGGAACUCUUAAUUAAUUUAUUUUCAAAUUUUUUUCUCAAGAUUUAUUUUUAUGAAAUAAAAAUAUUAUUUGAAA